Echinococcus granulosus is the source of this 537-nucleotide messenger RNA. RefSeq lists its product as hypothetical. The coding region runs from base 1 to 537 and encodes 178 amino acids. The transcript is spliced from 3 exons. Lineage: Eukaryota; Metazoa; Platyhelminthes; Cestoda; Cyclophyllidea; Taeniidae. The record is from RefSeq and is a predicted model, not a curated record.
AUGUUGGAUAGUCUUGUUGAAUAUACUCCAUAUCUGAGUGGUAUGGCAUUAGAAUCGAAGACCAAAUGGUCUGCUAUCUUCUCCAGAUGUUACUCAGUACAGAGUACAAGGAUCAGUACACAAACCCAUGGAUUUUUGUUUGAAAUAAUUUGCCUCAAUAUUUAUUUUUUCUUCUUUUCAAAAAUGAUGUCUACAAAUCAGACCAUCAUGGGAUCAAGAGCAACAUCGGAGGCAGCACAGUUGAGGAAGCUGAAUUCCACUUUUCAACAACUAGCGGAUAACCUAUUUCCUCGUUCAACAGCAACCACUAAUCUUCUCAGCCGUCUGGAACACUUUACAGCUGAGGCAUCAACAUUGGAAUUGUUAAACCUCAACGACUGCUUGGAGACUCUUUUCCAUGGAAAAUCAUCUACAACGGGUGACUUUGACAGUUCUAGCAGCUCACCACAAAUUCUUCCAGGCAUUCAAGAUUCUUUUGGACCCUGUGCUCCAAAAGGUUUGGUUUUACUUGAUAUAGUCAUACAUUUUAUACGGUGA